Molecule: messenger RNA, 426 nt
Organism: Guillardia theta CCMP2712
Lineage: Eukaryota; Cryptophyceae; Pyrenomonadales; Geminigeraceae
Exons: 5
Coding region: 1-426 (141 amino acids)
Source: RefSeq, a predicted model, not a curated record
AUGACGCUCAACUCCAACAGCAUCCGAGUGGAACGAAGGGACGUCAGUGGUUCCAGGCAACUGACGAGAAUGGACGAUAAGGAAGGAGCGGAGGGUCUGCAGAUAGACUCAGACAUCUAUGAAGUGCCAAAGCGAGUCACGUUCGUUGAGCAGAAGAUUCUCAGUCAGAUCUUGUGGGAAGGAAGGAUCACUGACAUUCCGAAUCGAGAAGAUCUUGAGACGAUGAAUGUGCUCAUGCUCAGGGACCUCUGCAGGGACUUGGGUCUGGUCCAGAAGGGCAAGAAGGUGCAGCUGAUUGAGAGGAUCGACUCGUCAAGAGGGAAAUGGUCGAAGGAGCAGGAGCUGAAGUUAGCAAGGAUGCGGAUGCGGGAGGAACUCGAAGCCAACAUGCGGACACGAUGGGAGCUGAAGAGAGAUUUCCUGUAG